AUGACAGUUACUGAAAUUGCACUCUUACAAAGAACACCAGAUUUCUAUAGAGGGGUAAACUUUGGUGACCGGGCACAUUACGGUUCCAACGUGAAGCUCAACGCCGUCUUCAGGGCGGGCCAACAAAAGUAUGCAUUUAUCGCGGCGGGACGAGUAUAUGAAUAUAUAACUCGAAACGGAGGCAAUUUAUCAUUUCGACAGUUGAUUAAAUCGUGGGAUUUUGACAAUAAGAAAGACAUUCUUAAAUUGGUGGACGGAAAUCUUAUCGAAUUCGACAACGAGAACCUUGUAAAAAGUCGACCCAAAGUCAAGGAAGAAUAUUCUCUCCAGAACAAUGGAGAAAUUCCCCAAUCCAAACACCCAGAUGAAGCGAGGAUAACGCCUGGGACUUCAUCACAAUCACUUGAAAUAGGAAGUCGCUCCAGGUGGGAUGGAAAGUCUGUUUUCAGUCACAGUCUUAUGUUCUUGCUAGGUAAGUUUACCUUUGAAAUGUGGGGUUAACAAGGCUUACCAUCAUCAAUAUAGGACUCGUCAUCGCUAUCACAAUAUCGCGACUGAAAUGA
Molecule: messenger RNA, 563 nt
Organism: Hymenoscyphus albidus
Lineage: Eukaryota; Fungi; Ascomycota; Leotiomycetes; Helotiales; Helotiaceae
Source: the annotation of a GenBank genome assembly